GGUCCUAUUACAUCCAUAUUAGGUACCCAGGCGGCCACUGCUAGAGCCCGCCACCGCCACCCGCGGAGCAGGCCCAGCAGGCCGUGGAUGCCAUGGUCAUUACAUGGGAGCGGGCGCGCGCGCAGGUAGCAGAGCAGGCCACCAUCCAGGCGGAUAAGGUGGCUGAUGCCAACCCAUGGCUGCGCAUGACGGGGUGGGCGAGGUAUUUGGAUGGCGUGCACCCGCAGGAUUUGCGCCAGCUCGUAGAGGCGCCCGUGGAGGUAGAGGUGGUGGAGGAGGAGGAGCUAGUGGAUAUAGAUCCUAAGGUAGAUCCCACCGAGCAGGCCGUGCGGGUGAUUUGGGACGCCAUGGACCAGCUGGCGCGGCGCAGCCAGCGGACCGUGUAG
Aspergillus calidoustus is the source of this 386-nucleotide messenger RNA. The record is from the annotation of a GenBank genome assembly. Lineage: Eukaryota; Fungi; Ascomycota; Eurotiomycetes; Eurotiales; Aspergillaceae.